Molecule: messenger RNA, 936 nt
Organism: Sordaria macrospora k-hell
Lineage: Eukaryota; Fungi; Ascomycota; Sordariomycetes; Sordariales; Sordariaceae
Molecular function (GO): nucleic acid binding; zinc ion binding
Source: RefSeq, a predicted model, not a curated record
AUGGCCUCCAUUCCAUGGUCCCAGAACGCUUCCGAACGCCAGCAACAGUUCGCCGUCGCUAUUCAGACCCUUAUCGGCGAAAUUGGUCGUCUUCAGACAACCGCUGGCGGCUCCAGUCAACCGAAGCCAGUCCUUCCCCAUCUUGACAAGUUUACGGGGGACAAAAAGGAACUCGAUACAUGGAUCUAUACUGCCGAGGCGAAGUUACACGUUGACGGUCACGCUAUUGGCGAUCUGGAGGCUCAGUUCUAUUACCUCUACUCCAGCCUUUCGCCCGCCGUCCGCCGGACUUUGUUCGCUUUCGCCCAGAUCCCGGGCAACCGUACCCCGGCGAGGCUUCUCGAGAAGCUCCGUAUUAACUACGGGGAGGUCAACCAGGAUAAGAAGGCUGGACUCGAGCUCUUUGCUCUGCAGCAGAAGUCCCGAGAGCCCAUCACCAGCUUCCUCGUCCGUUUUGAAGAGGUUCUUUACCGAGCCAAAGCUAACACGUGGCCAGAUCAGGCCAUUAUCAACUCGUUAAUGAGCUCUUUAAACGAUGAGUGGCUCGGGCGCCUCCGCGAGCGUCCAGAUGCUCCAGACAGUUACUCAGAGCUGUGUGCCUACCUUCGGCGUCUUGACGGCAAUAACUUUCUUGGGGGGAGCACGGGGCACUCCAGUGCCGCCGUCCAAGACAAAGGGGAACCCAUGGAGAUCGCGGUCGCUAGGAUUCAGCCUACUGGUGGCUCUAGCCGCGCAGGAAGCUCCAGUGGCCCGUCUGAUGCACAGAGGAAGAGGUGGAAGAAGAAGGGUGCCUGCAUAGCUUGUGGCUCACCCUCACAUUGGUCAAAAGAGUGUCCAAUCAACCAGGGCCAAACCCGUAUCCGGUAUAUCCGUGCGACCGAGUCGGAUGGGGGCCUGGAGGAAGACGGCGAGAUUUACGACGACGAUGAGCAUUAG